Messenger RNA from Dermacentor silvarum, 7614 nucleotides. RefSeq names its product choline transporter-like protein 4 (gene Ctl2). The coding region runs from base 155 to 2365 and encodes 736 amino acids. The record is from RefSeq and is a predicted model, not a curated record. Gene Ontology annotation, cellular component: membrane. NCBI's taxonomy places the organism in Eukaryota, Metazoa, Arthropoda, Arachnida, Ixodida, Ixodidae. Gene Ontology annotation, molecular function: transmembrane transporter activity. Gene Ontology annotation, biological process: transmembrane transport. The transcript has 22 exons.
UGGCGUCGGUAGCGUUGCUCGGAGACUCGGGCUGCGACUCCGUGGCUUGUGCGAUUGUGGCUUGCACACCCUGUCACUGUUAGCAGGGGUUGUAGUGCCUGGUGGUGUGUCAUACCGUUUCUUGGCGAAGGAAGCCGCUAUCCACGCUCACGGCAUGAGCGCUGGAUACCCUCAAGCUGCACUCUUGGAGAUGUCCAAGGUUGGGGAGACGCCAACACCCCAGGACGUCGCGGACUACGGAGAGCCGCGCAAGUUCGACCCUGGUUUUAAGGGACCCCUCAAGAACCGGAGCUGCACAGACAUCAUCUGCCUCUUCCUGUUUGUCUUCUUCCUUAUUGGAUGGGCCAUUGUGGCAUUCUUUGCAUACCGCAAUGGCAAUCCUGAGCGCCUCAUCUACCCUACUGACAGCCAGGGCAACAUCUGUGGCCAGCCGCCCUUUGAGGACAAGCAGUACCUGUUCUUUUUCGACAUCACUCAGUGCCUUAAAAGGGCCUACAAGCCUGGUGACCUGUUGCCUUCGCUCAUCUGCAACACUCCCCAGGUGUGCGUGUCAUAUUGUCCCAACGAGACCUUCUUGGUCAGCAAUGUCAAAAGGGAUGAGGACAACAUUCGUUCCAAGCUCAUAUGCCAGUAUGGUGUGGAUCCACUCGACAAGCAAACGUACCGGACUCUCCAGGACCUGACUGGAAAGGACCAGAAGUGUGCCGCUUAUUAUCUCAAGAGCAGCAGCGUGGCCAGGAGAUGCCUUCCUGGAAGACUGGAGCUCGAUGACAAGGGAAGAGUCAAGGAUGUGCUCAACGAUGGAAUUGUUGAAAUGGUCACAGUUUCUAGGCUUGCUAGCAAAACCAAGAGCUCUAUUGAACUGAUCCUUGCAGGCUUGUCGAGUGCAAAGGACGUUGGCGAACUUGCCUUCCAAGACUUCAAGACUGCAUGGCCUCACAUGCUCAUUGGGCUUCUGUGUGCCAUGCUGGUGGCCUUCCUCUGGAUAGCCCUCAUGCGCUGGCUGGCAGCUGUCAUGGUUUGGCUCAGCAUCCUCUGCCUCGUGCUGCUCUUCUCCUUUGGCUCCUACUACAGCUUCAGCAAGUAUGUCGAGCUGCGCAACAGCUCGGACAGUGGCAGCGAGAACCUCAUCAAGCAGUUCGACGUGUCCGUCUCAUUUACACAAAAUCUGCGGGCCUACACUGCCAACAAGAACACCUGGCUGGUUCUGGGCAUUGUGUCGGUUGUGAUCCUGAUUGUGCUGUUGCUUCUGCUGAUCUUCUUGCGAAAGCGUAUCGUCAUUGCCAUUGCUCUAAUCAAAGAAGCCAGCCGAGCGGUGGCCCUGAUGCCCUCGGCUCUCUUCUUUCCCAUCCUGCCGUACCUGCUGCACCUGCUGCUGUUUGCCUUUUGGGGCUCGGUGGCAGUAUACCUUGCAUCUAGUGGCACAGCAGACUUCAAGUACAUGAACAUGACUGGCGGAAAUAACAGCAUGACUGGAGAAAGCUGCUCCAUAGAGGAGGCCAACAAGACAUCUUCGCUGUCCCAUCUCAAGUGCCAGUUCACGCAGUAUGUGGCCAACCAGCACCUGUCACGGCUGCAGAUCUACAACUUCAUUGGCCUCAUCUGGGGCAUGUUCUUCAUAGUGGGGCUGGGUCAGGUGGCACUGGCUGCAGCCUUCGCCUCCUACUACUGGGCCUUUCGCAAACCACAGGAUGUUCCUUUCUUUGCUGUGCUCCAUGGACUAUGGAUCACUGUCCGGUACCACCUGGGAUCAGUUGCAUUUGGUUCCCUCAUCCUGACCAUUGUGCGUGUCAUCCGAAUUGUGCUCGAGUACAUUGACGAGAAACUGAAGAGGUAUGACAACGAGUUCACCAGGUGCCUCAUGAGGUGCUGCAAGUGCUGUUUCUGGUGCCUUGAGAAGUUCCUCAAGUUCUUGAACAAGAACGCCUACAUCAUGAUUGCUAUUUAUGGCAAGAACUUCUGCAGUUCUGCCAAGGAGGCCUUCAAGUUGCUCAUGCGUAACGUGGUGCGGGUUGUUGUACUGGACAAGGUCACUGACCUGUUACUGCUUGUCGGAAAACUCGUCAUUGUUGGCAUUGUUGCUGUGCCAACCUUCUUUGUGUUUUCCCGCAAGGUGGACGCACUCAACAGCCACCUUCCUGAGCUCAAUUACUACAUGCUGCCCAUUCUGACCAUCUCUGUGGGUGCGUACAUCAUUGCAUCAAGCUUCUUCAGCGUGUACAGCAUGGCUGUAGACACACUAUUCCUCUGCUUUUUGGAAGAUUGUGAGAGGCAUGAUGGAUCGGAAGAGAAGCCGUACUACAUGUCCAAGGAGCUCAUGAAGAUUCUUGGAAAGCAGAACAGGUUGCAGGAUGCCGACAAGUGAACGCCCGCCCACUUCGGUGUGCUGCUGCACAGAGGCCUUUCUUGAAUUGCGCUUCCUUGGCACAAUUUGCCCAGCUUUUGCUUAGCAUUGAUUUGGAACAUGCACUCGUGACUUCAUAACUACGCCAUGAGUGGAAGGAAAUAUCUCGAGUUGUGCUCCUGGUUAAGCAAAACACUAGUUGUCCUGCACUGCGGACAGGAAACUGUGCAAGUGCACUGUGUGGCCUGGGUGUUUAUGUGCAUGCUGAUUGUGUAUAAUUUUGUGCACGGCUUUAUUUGUAGUGAAUGUUGCAUGGUUUAGCGUCUCGCUCCUAUUUGUGCUGCAACUGUCAGUGUGCAACAGAUGAAGCAGCUUAUUGCAUGCAUGUGCCAUUCUGGUAGCUUCAUGCUCGGCCACUCAUUUAACAAGCGCACAAGGCUGCACUGCCAUUCAUAUGUUAUUUUUAUUGAAACAGAGACCAUGCACUCGAAAUGCAUUGAUGCUCGCCUAGGUUAUGUUUGUACCAGCAAAGCAAUUUUGUCCCAAAAGUUAUCUGAUAAUGUUUGGAAAAUGUUUAGUCUAUACUCCCAAAGAAAGUGUCCCUCACAUGCUGUUUUGAACAAGUGUCGAAAGCGGCUGUAAAAGGCUUCUUUUUUUUACCAACUGCCAGUGUUUUUUAGGUAACCUCGACAGUUUUAUGCCAGGGCCCUUUUCAGGCUCAUAUGGGAAGCAAUCAGGAGAACACACUGAUGCUGCAUAUAGUAGUGUGAACUCAUAUAGUAGUACAUCACCUCAUUAUUUCGUGCGAGAGAUUUUACCAUUUGGAUGCCCAGACUUCGAGAUGACAAUAUGAGAGGGGGGAGAUGUAAAAUUUUUAGUCAACGGAUUAGCCUUGCCUUGUGGUGCAUGAUACCUGCGAACAAGGAAUUGAAACCAACAAACUAGAUGCAUAUACAGAGACAGCAAGUGCACAGGAACCAUCGUUUUAGCCUUGCCUUGUGGUGCAUGAUACCUCUGAACAAGGAAUUGAAACCAACAAACUAGAUGCAUAUACAGAGACAGCAAGUGCACAGGAACCAUCGUUUUUGGUUCCUCUGGCAUCAAAAAUGAUGCUUGUCUGACUUGAUGGUCUCAGUCUAUCUUGAUUGCCAACGCAAGGAAGGUCGUCAUCAGGACUUGGCUGCAUGUUUGGUUUCGCUUAACUUGGCAUUGAGGUUUCAUUUGUACAAGUCCUCGUGGAGAUAUUGGUGGCAGGUUGAUGGACCCAUUUCCAGGGUAUAGCUCGCAAAACUGUCGCAGUGUGGUCUCGUUGUUCACCGUGUCCCUUAUUAGUCUGGCAAAGUCUUUGCUUCAGGAAGGUUGCCCAGACCAUGUCUUCAGCGAAGUCCUGCCUGACUCGAAUAUUAUGUACCACUCGGAUACUCGUUUGCAAAAUAAUGCCUAAUUUCUCUCAUCAUCACAUGUGGUGUCUCAUUGCCUGUCUAGCCCUGUGUACCAGGCUUUGACACACUGCUGAUAAUUGACGUCCAUAUGGGUUUUGCUGCAUCCACUGAUUCGAAUCUGGAUCAUUUCAUGAGCUUAAGGUAGACGGCAGUAUUUCAGCGCUUAGUAAGGACGAGGACAAAGAAGGAGACAUACGAACACACAGGCGCUAUGUGUUCGUACGUCUCCUUCUUUGUCCUCGUCCUUACUAAGCGCUGAAAUACUGCCUUCAUGAUGAACCAACAAGCCCAUCUUGCCACUCUUAAGGUGGACAGAACUUUUGGGGCAAAGUAGUAUUGAUGUCGAUUGUGCAUUAUGAGAAACACUGGCAAUGUGUAGUCUUUAUGGAAAGUCAGGCCACAUAGCAUUGCCUGACCAGGCCGUGUCCUUUACCUCACCUAUCACGUGUGAGCACUGCAAAUUUGUUCUAUGCACCUUUUGGGAAAUGUAUGUUGCCAAAUCGCCUUCCUGUCUACAGAAGAAGCAUUUGUAAGUUGCACAUGGUUUGGGAUCUUAUUGGAAAGCAACACGGUGCACCUUGUAAAUUGUGCACCGUUAUGAAAGGAAACACUGCUUUUAAAGCCAGUAACUUUCCUUGUUCCCAUGCUGAAAUUUUAAACAAAAAUUGUAUGUGUGCAGGACUUUUCGAUGCCAGAACUAUAUAGCAAAUAGCUGUGAAUGAGGUUCUGACUUGCAGGAAUCUUGGUUUGCAUACAUCUUCAUGUGUCCCCUUUCGUACCGGUGCAGUGCUUAGCCUAGACCUGAGAAGAGCUUUAUGGGAAAUAAUAAAGCCAGUGGAAAGCUCCUGUCAUACCUUUGGGCAUUUGAUCAUACAGGCGUUGUGCCUUUUUGGUCAUUGUCCGUGAUUACCUUUUCUGCAAAAAAAAUGGGGACACAACACAAGUGGACUGGCUAGCAUCUAAAGAAUCAUCUUCGAGAACAUCACAAUAUGUACAGAGCGCUUGAAGGGCACUUGGCUGUGCAGCUUGUUAUUGUGCCGAGUUUGUCAGCUUGUGUGCAACAUACCUGUCAGAUAGUUGAGGCUUCACGAGAUCACAUGAGGCACUCGCUAAUGUGUUAGCACUCACUAUCCAUAUUGCUUUCAAGUGGCGACAGUUGAGAAUAUAACUUUGUGUUGUCUCCCCAAUUUUUUAAAUUUUUUUUGCAUGUGAAAAGUAAUCGUGGAUCGCCACCAUCUAGCCCAAACCCACACGUGGUCCUUGUGCAGCUGUAGGAUUCGGCCUGCUGUGCGACUGCUGGCAUUUAAUAGAGAAGGCAUUUCGAUUGAAAGUAGCUUGAAGCAUGCAGUUUUAUACUAAAAUUACCAGAGGAAGAUCUCACGCUGCAGUCAAUCAACCAUUGUGGGAAUCAUGGUCAUAUGUGAAUUUUUGUACGAUAUGGAAUGGAUUCAUUGUUGAAAUAUUUUACUGUUUACAGCGUCAUUUAAUGUUCUGUGUGGUUCAUUUAUGUUGUGUGCUGGCCUCGCAACAUUUGUUAGAGCUGUAGGUGUUUAAAAAUUCUGAGUGAAGUCAUUUCAUCACAAUUUACAGCGCAUAAAUUAUUCUUAGUGCUCUUAAAUACAUUUGUCACUAGUAUAGAUGUCUUAGCAAAACACUCAUCAUGGGUAAUUAUUUAUAUUGCCUUUGUAAUAUCCUGAAAACUGUAAUAGCAAUUAUAUAGGCUAAUAAUGAUUGUUGUAAAAGUGAAACUUCAAGAAGGUUGUUGCAAAGGUGAGAGGCCCACCAUGAACAGCAGCCAUACUUGUAAUUUUAGUGUGAAACUACAUUGCUUGAAUGGCACAUGAUUAUUUUGGCCCGUUAGUUGUUUUUUCUAGUAUUGGAGGCACCCUGCGUGCCAACUGUUGGCACUGCAUGUGCAACUCGGAGCAUGCAGCAAGAGUGCAUGAUACUUUUCUAUGAACACUUGUGUCAUGUUAAUACUAUAGAUAUUUUUUUUGACAGUUCAAUAGAUCCUGGGGGUUGAACCUGUUCAGUUGCGCUGAAUCCACAGGGUUUAGUUUAACUAGGGGUUUUCUUCAAAUCUUUGUUGCCUUUGUUACAGUCAACCAAGUUCUUUGAACUUAAUUUUCAUGACAGAUAUCUGUAUCAAGAUCCUCAGAUAUCAAUGGACCAGUUGAUAUAAAGGAAAGCCUGAUAGCAAUGCCAACACUUGUGCCAAUAACUCAGUGAGAUAACUACUUGAAUUUCAGCCAUGUAAUACAAUAUAGAAAUUAGGAAGUUUCUGUGAUGGAUGUUGGCUGCAGUGAAGUAGCAUAGAAUACGUUUUCUGGUUGGAAGGUUUUCCUCAAGGUUGUUAGUCAUAGCUAAUUGACAGUGCAAAAUAAAACCAGGAGGGGAAAGACAACACAGGAUGAGCACUGACUGCCAACAAAAUGCAUUUAUUCUGUGUGCACAUAUGUAUAUGCCCACGAAACAGCGAGGGGGGGAAGUGGGCUCAGGCACGUGUGUCAAGAUGUUAAAAACUUGAUCAGUGGCUUAGAUAUGGCCUUGUAAGGUACAUCGCGAUUCCUUGCAGUGCAUGGAAAAAGCUUUGCAGAUCUCACGUACUCGCUGGUCUUGGAUCUGUGCAGAACAUGUGCGUAUUGAAGUAAAGGCAGGCACCCACAUUUGGUGCAGUGAAUUUCUCCUGCUCUUGGACUUGAGGUUAGUGGAGUGCAGGCGGUCAACGACCCAUUUGUCCAAUGUACGAGCCUCGUACACAUGGCUCUCGCAAGGCACAAAGUUCGUGGCAACUGUCUGUUCUCGGGAAGAAUAGCGUUAACCCUCUUGCGUAACGGCCCUAAGUUGUUCAGCACCCUCUAGAUUAUUCCCAUUAUUAUAUGUAAUAUCGCCGGGACUAUAUAAUAUAUCCAUAACUGAUCAAUUGUUCUGAAUGUUUAGCCCAUGCACAGUUUAAAGAGCCCAAGCCCCCUUCUCUAUCCCCCUCCCUGUUUCGUGGGCAUCUAUAUAUACACACACAGAUUAAGUAUGUUUUGUUGGCUCGUCCUUUGUCAUCUUUCUUGUCCUGGUUUUAUUUUGCGCCAUUUUUUAGCUACAACUCAGUACCAACUAGCUCGAGUUCAGACCCUUUUAUUAGUCGUGUUAUACUACCUGACAAUGUCUUUGUACCUAUAAUGUCAAGGACACUUAACAGGGAGUUUCUGGAGAAAGCAUACCCAAGUGAUAUUGCUUAGGCAGAAACUCGAAUUCUACUGCAGGCACAUUCUUAUGUACUCUCUCUGCAUUCUUUUGUGUGCCCAGUGUCCACUAACUUUGGGUCCAUUAUUGAUAUAACUCUCUAUUUGUGCAAAUUUGUGAUAUGCAGUGUUAGCUAUUAUGUUAAGAGGUCGAUGCUGAGCUAUGGUCGAAAUUGGAAUGACAGCGUACUAAAACAUUUGCUAGGCUGAAGAUUGGAAAAGCGAGCCGGAGUGUACUUUUUUAUGUUGUUGAUCAUACUGACAUUGUUGCACUUUGCUGAAACCAAUAUGUGGGACAAUGUUGUUUGUUAUCCAGUUUUAUUGAUUGCCAUUUGCAGGAAAAGAGAUGGAUUGUGAUCUACCUGUAAUUUUCUUCUGUUGUAAUUGAAUAACCUGUUGUGCAUACUUUGGUGUGUGCAAUUGCGGAAAAGAUAUGUUAGGUCAGUGUCCUUGUACCUACAGCUUGCACAAGGAAUGGCAUUAACAGUUGUUGCUGAUCCUGCAAUUAUGUACACUGCCUGUUGUCACGCUGAGCCUGAACAUAUGCCAAAGUUGUGCACUUUUCUUGCUGUAAUAAAGAUGAAAAAAGGCC